AUGGAGAAAGACGCCGACGGAUUUUACACGCCCUCAGCCGCAGAGUCCGCACCGGUGGCGGCAGCCGCUGACCCCAAGAACGAUGCCGAGGAUCUCAUCAAGUCGACGUUUGAGGUCUCGGUCACACUCGCGGACCAGCAAGCCGAUCCCAACUCCCCGCUCUAUAGCGCGAAGACCUUUGAAGAGCUCGGAUUGCACGAUGAUCUCCUCAAGGGCAUCUACGACAUGGGUUUCACAAAGCCAUCCAAGAUUCAGGAGCGCGCCCUGCCGCUUCUCCUUUCAAAUCCUCCACAGAACAUGAUUGGCCAAUCGCAAUCAGGUACUGGGAAGACAGCUGCCUUCGUUCUGACCAUGCUCAGCCGUGUCGAUUACUGUAUCAAUAAGCCCCAGGCACUAUGUCUCGCACCUUCCCGCGAGCUUGCGAGGCAGAUCAUGUCGGUGGUUGUUGCUAUGGGCAAAUUCACUGCUGUGCAGACCGAGUACGCGAUCAAGGAGAGCUUGCCGAGAGACGCGAAGAACGUGACCGCGCACAUCAUCGUCGGAACCCCUGGAACGAUGACCGACCUGAUCAGGCGAAAGGUCAUCGACGUCUCCGAGGUGAAGGUCUUCGUGCUCGACGAGGCAGAUAACAUGCUGGACAAGGACGGCCUCGGCGAGCAGACGCUCCGCGUAAAGAACAUGCUGCCGAAGAACCGCACCGUGCAGAUCGUCCUCUUCUCCGCGACGUUCCCAGACCACGUGCGCAACUUCGCGAACAAGUUCGCGCCGAACGCGAACAAGAUCGAGCUGCAGCGGAACGAGCUGUCGGUCGACAACAUCCGGCAGUUCUACAUGGACUGCAAGAACGAGGAGCACAAGUACGAGGUCCUCGUCUCCCUCUACCACCUCUUGACCAUCGGCCAGAGCAUCAUCUUCUGCCAACAUCGACACACCGCGGACCGCAUUUCCCAGCGGAUGACGGCAGAAGGGCACAAAGUCGCAUCGCUGCACGGCGCGAAGGACGCGACGGAGCGCGACGCGAUCAUCGACGGGUUCCGCGAGGGCAAAAACAAGGUGCUGAUCACGACGAACGUCAUCGCGCGCGGCAUCGACAUCAUGCAGGUCAACAUGGUCGUCAACUACGACCUUCCGCUCCUGAACGAGCGCGACAACCACGGCAGCAAGGGCGACUUCCGGCCCGACAUCGAGACGUACAUCCACCGUAUCGGGCGCACCGGUCGGUUCGGGCGCAAGGGUAUUUCGGUCAACUUCGUGCACGACAAGGCGACGUGGCAGCAGAUGGAGGAGAUCGAGCGUGCUACAGGCAAGCAAAUCAUCCGGAUCGAGACCACGGACCUGGACACGAUGGAGGAGCAAAUGAAGAAGGCGUUGAAGUAG
This is a messenger RNA of Dichomitus squalens LYAD-421 SS1, 1377 nucleotides long. Its product is annotated as DEAD-domain-containing protein. The coding region runs from base 1 to 1377 and encodes 458 amino acids. The transcript is spliced from 11 exons. The record is from RefSeq and is a predicted model, not a curated record. Gene Ontology annotation, cellular component: nucleus; cytoplasmic stress granule. Gene Ontology annotation, biological process: poly(A)+ mRNA export from nucleus. Gene Ontology annotation, molecular function: RNA helicase activity; RNA binding; ATP binding. Lineage: Eukaryota; Fungi; Basidiomycota; Agaricomycetes; Polyporales; Polyporaceae.